Leishmania braziliensis MHOM/BR/75/M2904 is the source of this 906-nucleotide messenger RNA. RefSeq names its product cell division protein kinase 2. Bases 1 to 906 code for a protein of 301 amino acids. Gene Ontology annotation, cellular component: cytoplasm; nucleus. Gene Ontology annotation, molecular function: ATP binding; cyclin-dependent protein serine/threonine kinase activity. The record is from RefSeq and is a predicted model, not a curated record. The transcript has a single exon. NCBI's taxonomy places the organism in Eukaryota, Euglenozoa, Kinetoplastea, Trypanosomatida, Trypanosomatidae. Gene Ontology annotation, biological process: protein phosphorylation.
AUGACUAGCCGGUACGAGCGGCAGGAGAAGAUCGGCGAGGGUACCUACGGCGUGGUGUACAAGGCCCGAGACACGUCCACUGCCGCGACGGUCGCGUUGAAGCGCAUUCGGCUUGACUCGGAGGAGGAGGGCGUACCCUGCACCGCCAUUCGUGAGAUUUCGCUGCUGAAGGAGCUGCGACAUGAGAACAUCGUGAAGUUGCUGGACGUGUGCCACAGCGAGCACCGCCUGACGAUUGUCUUCGAGUAUUUGGACUUGGACUUGAAGAAGUAUCUCGACCGCGAGAAUGGCAACCUUGAUGCAGCGACGAUCCAGCACUUUAUGCGGGACCUGCUGCGCGGCGUCGCCUUCUGCCACCAGCGCAGUGUCCUGCACCGCGACCUAAAGCCGCAGAAUCUUCUCAUCUCGCGCGAGAAAGAGCUGAAGCUAGGCGACUUCGGCCUCGGCCGCUCCUUCGCCAUCCCGGUGCGCAAAUUCACGAACGAGGUGGUGACGCUGUGGUACCGACCGCCCGAUGUGCUGCUCGGCUCGAUGCAGUACGGUCCGCCGGUGGACGUGUGGUCGGUAGGGUGCAUCUUCUCCGAGAUGGCCACCGGGACGCCGCUUUUCGCGGGUAAGAACGAUGCCGACCAGCUAAUGCGCAUCUUCCGCUUCCUAGGCACACCGAACAACCGGGUGUGGCCGUCCAUGAACCAGUACCCAAACUCGAACAACAUGCUGUCGCAGCCGGAGUUUCUGCAGAACUUCGAGCCGGAGUGGAGCAACGUGCUAGGCUCCGUGCCCGGGUACGAGAAGCUUGGAUGCGCUGGUGUAGACCUGCUAGAAAAGCUUCUACGCUACGAGCCGUCGGAGCGCAUAACCGCGGCAGACGCGUUGAAUCACCCGUACUUCAGCGUUCAGUUUUAG